Anoplopoma fimbria (sablefish) is the source of this 1181-nucleotide messenger RNA. RefSeq lists its product as uncharacterized. The record is from RefSeq and is a predicted model, not a curated record. Gene Ontology annotation, biological process: response to bacterium. NCBI's taxonomy places the organism in Eukaryota, Metazoa, Chordata, Actinopteri, Perciformes, Anoplopomatidae.
AUCACAAACAGCCUUCGUCUCCUAUAAGGGUUGGCUGAGUCCGUCAACACACAGGAUACAACCUGCAGAGCUUCAGGGAUGAUGCUACUUUGCGUUUUUCUCGUGCUUCUCAGUCAUAUCUGUCAGGUGCCGGCUGUUCACCCGACCUCAAGUAUAACUCAGGACAGUGGGGUCAUAACAGCUCUCAUUGGGCAGACAGUGACUUUAAAUUGCUUUUAUAAGGAUAAUAGUGUAACUUACUUGUCUUGGUACCAGCAAAGCUUGGGAGGCAAACCUCUCCUUAUAUCAACUGGGAUGCCAAAAGCAAAGGUGUCCAUCUCCCCCGAGUAUAAAGAGAGGUUUCGAGUCUCAGCACAAGGUGGAGAAGGAUCCAACCACCUCGUUAUCAAGGAUAUUCACCUGUCAGAUUCAGCGACAUAUUUCUGUGGGAUUUUAGAAUUCAACGUGAUUCAAUUUGGACCUGGAGCUUUCCUACUUGUCCAAGCAUCACAGUCCAACAGCCGGGCUGUCGUCCAUCAGCUGCCUUUGGAGCAGCUUCGGUUGGGAGACUCUGUGAAUUUGAGCUGUACAGUGCAUUCUGGAGCAUGUGCGGGGGAGAGGAGCCUCUACUGGUUCAGACAUGGUGCUGCUCAGCCUGAAAUGACGCCUGGCAGCGUGGACGGUUGUAAAUAUCCCACCAACGACGAUUGCACUUUUAACCUCGCUUUGAAAUCUGUGAGCUCCCCUGAUACAGGGGUCUACUACUGUGCUCUGGCCUCCUGUGGUGAGAUUGUGUUUGGCAAUGGAACGAAAGUGGAGAUUGUAGGAGGUCCUACCAAAGUCCCUCUUCUCCUGGUGUAUUGCCUCAGUGCGGCAUUGGCAUUUUUCAUUGCAUUGCUGCUUGUCUUGGCUUACGUCAUGUACAAGUUGAAAAAAACUUGCUCUGUCUGCAAAGGAGCGCAUUCUCAUCUGGCAUGUUCUGCAGCUUCUGACGUCGUGAACCAAGAUGCAGACAUGCAUUAUGCUGCGCUGAGUCUGAACAGAACAAGUGAACGACAUCGUCACAAGGACAACGUGGAGAGCGUUUGUGUUUACUCUCGGGUAAAGAGUAGAAAACAAUGAAGUUGGACUUCACCUUUACAGCAAAUUAUCUCCCUGUCCUGUCAGUCAUUUGCAAGACAGCAACACUUUUCAUGACUUAA